This is a messenger RNA of Spirodela intermedia, 264 nucleotides long. The record is from the annotation of a GenBank genome assembly. Lineage: Eukaryota; Viridiplantae; Streptophyta; Magnoliopsida; Alismatales; Araceae.
AUGCCCGACACAGGUAUCUCCCGCGAAUACCAACACUUACAACACCAUUGUGAAGGGCCAUUGUCAGGCGGGGAACACUAAUCUGGCUUUGCAGCUGGUCAGGAAAAGGCUAGAUCUCGGGCUUUGUCUCUUACAGCACGGUUAUUAACGGCUUCUGCAACGAAGAGCCUCUUCGAGGAGAUGACCACAAGCCGCACCAAGCCGAAAGUCAUCACAUACAAUGCUCUCAUCAAGGGAUACUGCAAGGGGGGCAACACAUAUUAG